Messenger RNA from Kogia breviceps (pygmy sperm whale), 1200 nucleotides. NCBI's taxonomy places the organism in Eukaryota, Metazoa, Chordata, Mammalia, Artiodactyla, Physeteridae. The record is from RefSeq and is a predicted model, not a curated record.
AUGGCCUUGCAGACUGCUCAACCCCACCUGGGGUCCUGUGGGACUCCCACCCACGGCAGCCUCUUCCUCCUUCUCAGCCUCGGUGGGUGGGCGCUACCUUCCAGAGCUCAGGCUGCAGACACGGAACUGGGUGUCUUUACCCCAUGGCUGCAACGGGACCUGUCCUGGCAGCGGCCUGAGGUGACCGUCAUCCUUCCGAGGGCCCAGUGGGGCACAGAGAAGAAGGCCUGCCCCCCGGGGCGGAAGGCCCAAGUGGUGGAUGAAAACCUUGUCUUUUACAAGGAGUGGGAGCUGGAGGCUUGUGUGGACGGAGCCCUGCUGGCCGCUCAGAUGGACCAGGUGAACCUGGUGCCCUUCACCUGCCAGCGGCUGCACAUUUUCAAGCGCAAAUUGGAUGAGUUCUACCCACAGGGGUACCCUGAGUCCCUCAUCCAGCACCUGAGGUACUUCUUCCUUUGGGUGACCCCCGAGGACAUCCACAGGUGGAAUGUGACUUCCCUGGAGACUGUGAAAUCUCUGCUCAAAGUCAGCCAAGGGCAUGGGAUGGAUGCUCAGGUGGCCGCCCUCAUUGCCCGCUAUGUAGCGGGAAGGGGCCAGCUGGACAAGGCCACACUGGACACCCUGGCCACCUUCCCUGCUACCUACCUGUGCCUCCUCAGCCCGGAGCAGCUGGGCUUCAUGCAGCUCAACAUUGUUUGGGCGACCAGGCCCCAGGACCUGGACACAUGCAGCCCACGGCAGAUGGCUGUCCUCUACCCCAAGGCCCACAUCGCCUUCCAGAACAUGAGCGGGUCUGAAUACUUCACAAGGAUCAAGCCCUACCUGGGUGGGGCCCCCACGGUCCUGCGGGCUCUCAGUCAGCAAAACAUAAACAUGGAUGUGGCCACAUUCAAGAAGCUGCAGAGAGAGGCUGUGCUGGCGCUGACCAUUGCUGAGGUGCAGAAACUUCUGGAUGCAAACCUGGUGGGCCUGAAGGCUGAGGAGGGGAACAGCCCGCUGUGGGACUGGAUCUCCUGGCAGUCGCAGGAGGACCUGGGCAGUCUGGGGCUGGGGCUCUACGGUGGCACCCCCAAUGGCUACCUGGUCCUGGACUUUAACGUCCGAGAGGCCUCCUCGGGAGGCCCUCACCUCCUCAGACUAGGACCUGGACCUGUGCUCACUGUGACCCCAAGUCUGCUCCUGGCCUUAAUCCUGAACUGA